Molecule: messenger RNA, 711 nt
Organism: Didymodactylos carnosus
Lineage: Eukaryota; Metazoa; Rotifera; Eurotatoria; Philodinida; Philodinidae
Source: the annotation of a GenBank genome assembly
AUGAACGAGGUAUAUCCCAACGACGAGAGUUUACAGACAGUCAAAUAUCUUGGUAAAACAAGAGCACUCUAUGCUCAUGGAAUUGGAGUUGCUAUAGAACCUGUCAAAGUGAUAUGGUCAAGAUCGAAAAAAGGCACACGAUACAAUCGUUGUGCAUUAUCGAUUCAUUCCUUUGGAUUAUGUAUUUAUGAAGAAAUUGCUAAUGGAACCUAUAAAAGUGUCUGGCAUGAUCGAAUUGAAGAUAUCUCUUAUUGUGUUGCUGAACCAUCGUAUCGUAAAGUAUUUUCAUGGAUUUCCCGUGAUAUUCGAACGGGUGAAUUAGACUGUCAUGCUGUAUUGUGUAAAACAAGUAAAAAGGCAAAAUUAUUAGCCGAACUAAUGGCUCGAGCAUUUCAUGAUUCAUACAGACAUCGUCAAAUACUUGCAUCGUCGAUAUCUCCACUGCCAGUAUCCCCUGUCGACACACCCUCACGAAAUUCUGCACGAUGUUCAGUAUGCGAUACAAUUCGAAAUUGGCAAGAACAACGUGAAACACGCCAUUCAACGAAAAACUUGGAUUAUGAACGUGUUUCAUCACGACCCGUUUCGCCCAUUGCACGAGCAAUUGUUCGCAAUUAUUCAAUAAGUAAUAAAAGUCUCGACGAUAAUGAUGAUGGUGAUGAAAAUGAAUCAAUAAAACCUGUUGAAUAUUUUUCAAAUAGAGAAUAUUGA